Messenger RNA from Medioppia subpectinata, 407 nucleotides. The record is from the annotation of a GenBank genome assembly. Lineage: Eukaryota; Metazoa; Arthropoda; Arachnida; Sarcoptiformes; Oppiidae.
AAAGUUCUAAUCGUUUUAGGAGUGAAUUAAUUGUAAACAUUUUAAAUGAAAUGGACUUUAAAUCGUUUAAAUGUAUUGCUUAUAACGAGUUGGGAAGCGAUGAAGUGAUGUUUGAAGUCGUUAAGAAAAAUUUUCCGGAAUCGCCAACCGAUUUAAGGACAACGAAUGUGAGCCGCAAUUCCGUUGUCAUCGCUUGGAAUCCAGGCUUUGAUUUUGGUUACGAACAGAGUUUUCGCAUUAGAUAUAGAAAAGUGGACCCAAAGGCAGCAAAUGUUGAACCCUUUCAUUUCAAAUACAUUAUAGCGAACAACACUUUAAACAAUGUGUUAAUUGCAAACUUAGAGGCGGACACUGAAUACCAGUUCAGUAUAUCAUCGCGUAAUAAACUCGGAGAAAGUCUAAUGAGU